Messenger RNA from Bombina bombina (fire-bellied toad), 4748 nucleotides. It is a transcript of the gene PRAG1, whose product is annotated as PEAK1 related, kinase-activating pseudokinase 1. The transcript is spliced from 6 exons. Gene Ontology annotation, molecular function: protein kinase activity; ATP binding. Gene Ontology annotation, biological process: protein phosphorylation. The coding region runs from base 170 to 4039 and encodes 1289 amino acids. Lineage: Eukaryota; Metazoa; Chordata; Amphibia; Anura; Bombinatoridae. The record is from RefSeq and is a predicted model, not a curated record.
UUCCCAGUCACACGCUGCUAAGGCUCUCUGCAAGCAUUUUGUCUGUUGGAUUAUUAUAACUAUUAUUAGCACCAUCUGGUUUGGAGAAACUCUGCUGAUCAUCAUUACCAGGCUUGUGAAGCAACUUUCAUCUUCAAGUAGUGAGACACAAGAUGCGAGACGGCAUUCCAUGCCUAGGAUGCACAAACCCAUUACAGUGAAUAGCCAGAGAAUGAAAAUGUCCGUCUGCAGCGAGUUUGUAGAACACAUUUGGAAGCCGGGAUUCUGCAAGAAUUGUUUCCACCCUCGAAGUGACCACCAAAAGUCUCAGGCCUACUUUGAUGGGAAAGCCGGCAACUUGCCAGUCCUGCACAGUCUUAAUGGGAUUAGGAUCAAGCCCGAAAACGCACACCAGGACGAUGACUCUGUAAUUGCUGCUCUGUACACGAAGCCCACCAUAGCUGUGAAACCGACCAUGGUUACCUCAGAAAGUGCAGAGAUGUGGGCAGAGCUUAAUAGCACAGAAAGCCUCACUCAGGUCAGUUGGAAAAUGGCUUCAAUGAGCAAUUCAAUUCUAAAGCAAAGUGGCAUGUCAAAGGUUAUACUGGAUAACUUCAGCAAGCCAUUUAGUCACAAUUACAGCCCAACAAAUAACAGUACUUCAAAUUUUGUUUUCCCUGGGCUACAAAGCCCUGUCAAAAAGAUGGAGAUAAAUGAACUGCACAACCUGACAUAUGUGAGCCACUUUGGCGUCCAAGCGGACAAAGGCACUUUUAUCAAAGAAAAACUACCAGUUUCUUAUGAUGAAUCUAACCAUGUAGUGAAGCUUAAUAGUUAUGGGGAUACACAGAAAUUAAACUGCAUAAAGGAAGAUUCUGCUUUACUCUCCUUGAAGAACAGUAAUGGGGGCUCCUCUGGUAUAAAGUCUGAUCGACCAGGACCACGCGGAACUGCGACAUCAGUUGACAGCACAGCAUGUCAUAAUGGUGGUACAUCAAACCUAAAUAGCUCUAUUCAUUUAAAGGAAAGCCAUGUCAAAUGCAGUUCUAGAAGUUCAGAAUCUGGUUCUAGCAAUAACCUACAUUUAAGCAAGAUGAAAGUUUCGCUUCAUUGUGAGUCAGAUGGCAAGUCAGACAAUUUGUCAUGUAAUAGUAAAAAAGACAGCCCACUUGCAUCACCUAUUUCUGCAGCUUCCCAGACAUCAGACUUUCAUUCACCUACCAAGUACAGGAGCAGUUUGUCCAAAAACACCCAGCAGUUCACACACACACAAACGCAGCUUGAGGUGGAAGAAAACCACAGUGAGCCUAUAUAUGCAGAAAGCACUAAAAGAAAAGGAGUUUCAAGCAAAACUGCUGUAAAGACUGAAAUGCAUGUUGAAAAAAACACAAAACAAGACAAUGGCUGUGAGUCGAAGCUGGAAUCUUUGAACCAUAACAAAAUGUACCAAGAGUCUACAACCCACGUGGCAGCAAAAAUUACAGUAAUGGCUGCCCACACAGAAGAGGAUAAUAGGACAAUCUACUUAAGCAGUCCAGACUCUGCGGUGGGAGUUGAGUGGGUAUGCGGCAGUCCCUCAUCUUCUACGGAACGUGGAAGCCUGUCGCCAACUUUUCACUGGGGAGAAAAAAGGCAGGAAAUUAAGACCGAAGUUAGUAGAAAAUUUAAUUUAUCGCAAAAAAUUCAAGGUCAUUCUAGUUCUGUUGUACCUCUUAAGGGGCUCAAACCUGAGGAAUGUACAAAGCUAUCCUCUCCAACACGUUCUUCUGGAAAUAUAUGCACUGGUUCUCUCAAGAAAGAAUCUGAAUCAAAUGACCGGUCUCUUCCAUUUGUCUCUGGAGAGAGAAAACCAAAGUUCUACCAGUGGACUAGACAGUGCAGGAUUGACGAGGAGGAAGAGGAGGAAGUGGUGCCUACUCCGCUUCCAAGGACACAUUCUGUGGAUAGUGGGCACUUGGCUAAAUCCAGAACGGCUACUUGCAAUGAUGAUGAUAAAAGGACUAAGUUGGAAGAUCCCAAAACUAGGAAAGGAAUGAGUAAAUCUACCUCUUGUCCUGUAGAACUUGCUAAAGUUAAUUGUGAAAUAGAAGAUUCCAACAACCCUCCACCACCUCCACCUAAAAAACAACCAAGGCAAACUCACAAACUUAACAAGAGCAGCUCAGAUAUGGAAAACCUAAGCAUGGGCUCUGUCGAGAGCCUUGGAGAGUCAUUCAAAACCAUGAGUGUCAGUAACUCUAAUGUGAAUAUCAAUAUCAGCUUUAGCACUGGCUCCAUAGACAGCCUGGAUUCCAAGACGUGCAGUGAAGGAGGGAAGUCAUGUGAAGGAAUUAAUUCGCCUGUAGGGGAGAAAAGGGUUUUCCCGAAAGUUUCAAGUUCUAUGGAUUCUGGAGAUGAGUUGCAUCAGGGUUCAAAACAACCUCCACCACUACCUGUAAAGAAAUCUAUGAACAGAGCAUGUUCUGCACCAGACAACUCUUCAUGGUGCCGGGCAUUCCCAGGAAAAAAUACAGAUGUUUCAACUAAUCUGAGACUAAACCUUAGUAACUCGGAAAGUAAUGUCUUUGGGGAGGAAGCAACUCACUCUCGCUACCUUUUAAGUCCAGGGGAUAAACCAGCUAUGUUUUCAUCGUCCGAGUCCUUGGAGACAUGCUGCAGAGGUAGCGGGCACCGAAAUGAGAUCAGGAACUGUAUUCAGACUAGAUGUAACUUAUCUUCCUCACAGCUAAGUGUUUCCAGCCAUACCUCUUCCGGAUCAAGCCUUCAACUCCACCACCUGCUCAGCAACAUCGACAGCAAGGAAGGAACAUACGCCAAACUUAGCGGUCUUUACGCACAGUCCAUGAGGCGCUUAGUGAACAAAUGUGAGGACCACUUCAUGAAAGACCAGAAGAAGGAAAUGCACUUCAACGAGAACAACUGGUCACUGUUUAAGUUGACAAGCAACAAACCUUGCUGCAUUGCUGGGGAUGCUAUUUAUUAUUGUGCAACCUGUGCCCAAGACCCACUUAAUAAUUAUGCUGUAAAGAUGUGUAAGGCAGAGGACACAAAAGUUUCACCUUAUUGCAGUCUCUCACUUCCAGUUCAUUUUAACAUCCAGCAAGACUGUGGCCAUUUUUUGGCUACUGUGCCAUCAAGCAUGUUACAACCUUCAGACACGCCCAAAGACUCUUCUGCCAAUGACAUCUCACAGACUGUGGGCCCCUCCCCUGAGCAGGAGUGUGUGGUGGUGAUCACCCGGGAGGUUCCCUACCGAACUGCUGCCGACUUUGUCAGAGACUCUUCAUCUUUUCACAAAAGUCAUCCAGAUAUUUAUGAGCGACAGAUUUCUCUUCUUUUACUACAGCUCUGUAAUGGCUUAGAGCAUCUCAAGGAACAUGGCAUUAUUCACCGUGACCUUUGCUUAGAAAAUCUAUUGCUUGUCAACUGUCUAAUUUCUACUGAUAAAGUCAAAGAUGACAAAUAUGUGCCGAGACUUAUUGUGAGCAACUUCUCCAAAGCCAAGCAAAAGUCUGGAAGUGAAGACUCUAAGCCAAGAAGGGACAAGACCAGGUUAGCUCCUGAGAUCAUGGCUGCUUCCCAGUACAAAAAAUUUGAUGAGUUUCAAACAGGAAUUCUAAUUUAUGAACUUUUACACCUACCUAACCCAUUUGAGGUCCGCACCAGCCUUCAUGAGCAGGAGUACAGUCAAAAGGAUUUGCCUUCUCUUCCCCAUCUUUCUGUUUACUCACUUGGACUACAAAACCUGGCCCAUUUGCUAUUGGAGGCUGAUCCAAUCAAACGCAUCCGCAUUACUGAAGCUAAACGCAUACUUCAGUGCCUUCUCUGGGGUCCUAGGAAAGACUUAACAGAUCAGCCCUUCACCCAUGAGGAGGCGCUGCAUUGCGCUUUGCAAAAUUGGAUUGAUAUGAAGCGUGCCCUGCUAAUGAUGAAAUUUGCUGAGAAAGCAAUGGAGUCGGAGCAGAGCAUCUCACUGGAGGACUGGCUCUGCUGUCAAUAUUUGGCAUCUGCGGAUCCAUGCUACCUUUAUAAAACACUGAAACUUAUAAAGCUGGUAUGAUGUUUACAAUUGUAAAUACCGUUUGGGAACUUUUUAAUAAUUAAAAAAAUAAUAUAAAUGGUCUCUCUUUUUUAAUUGUAUUAUUAUUUACAGCAGUCAGGCCCUGUAUUAUUGUAGAUCAAUCAACUGCAGGGUCAGCAGACGGACCAACAAAAUCCUACAUAGUAUUAAGUUGUAAAGUAAAUAUCACUGUUCUGUCUUUACCAGCUUCUGGUCAGGGACCCUAUUAUUAUUUUUGUUUAAUAAUAUAAAUAAGGAUGGAAGAUACAGCUUAUCAGGGUCAUUAAGCGCAUCAGAUGUGCUCUCCACCCUAUAAGAGGACAUUUAUAGCUUCUGCUUUUUCUUCCAUUGGUCCAUAGAAAGAGGGGGGAAUCAUCUCAGUUUUUGCUAUACUAUAAAUAAAGCAGCCUGGUUUGCUGCAUUUAUUAUGUUUUUACAUUUUGUAGGUUUAAUAAAUAACUACUUUGAACAUAGCAUUAGGAUUGUUUUAUAGAUGUACAUAUGUUUGUAAAUAAAAAUAACUGUUUAACCCCCAUUCUCUGGGCCUCAGAUUCAUUGCAGUGCAAUGAAGGUUGAAAAAAUACAGUUUACAAAAACAAUUUAAGUACUUAACAAGACGUUAAAAGAAAAGGCUGUGGAUUACAAUUUUUACUUGUGUGUGAGUGUAUAUAUUGAUAUUUGUUCACAAUAAAACUGACAAAACAAUUAA